Messenger RNA from Parnassius mnemosyne (clouded apollo), 1047 nucleotides. Lineage: Eukaryota; Metazoa; Arthropoda; Insecta; Lepidoptera; Papilionidae. The record is from the annotation of a GenBank genome assembly.
AUGAGUUACUUGGAGAAAGUAGACGGCUACUUGGACUCUUUGAAAGUCGGAAAAAGUGCAAUAGUGGACUCGUGGUUCAUGAUGUCAAGCCCUAUACCGAUCAUAUCUGUUGUCAUCGCUUACCUGUUAUUCAUCCGGAUAGGGCCAAAAAUAAUGAAGAAUAGAGCACCACUGAAGAUAACUAAACUGAUAAGUUACUACAAUGCUGCACAAGUACUGUUAGCUGCAAUCAAUAUUAUAAAAGUCUCUCAAUUAAACCUUUUCCGGGAUGGAAUAAUAUACGCGGGUUGCCGAUAUCAAUCAAAUACUCAAAAUCCAUUGCUCCUGGAUCUGGGAUGGUGGUACUUCUUUGCCAAGUUUACGGAGUUACUCGACACUGUGUUUUUCGUUUUAAGAAAGAAGGAAAAACAGCUGACGUUCCUACAUGUUUAUCACCACGUCAUCAUGGCUCUUUACUCUUGGAGUUAUUUAAAGUUCGCUGCAGCUGGUGAUGGUGCUGUACUAGCCCUCCUUAAUUCUACUGUCCACGUGGUUAUGUACACAUACUAUCUCUUAUCGGGACUCGGACCGCAGUUUCAUAAGUAUUUGUGGUGGAAGAAGUAUGUAACAACAAUGCAAUUGGUUCAAUUUGUCCUUAUGCUGUCUUAUUGUGCGUGGACACAUUUCUCACCGCGCUGUCAAUAUGUGCCCGGCUUCACCUACUUUAUCUCCGCCAAUGUCACUAUAUUCCUUAUCUUAUUCUUAAACUUUUACGUUAAAAAUUAUAAGUUAAAAAAGGACAAGGAAUAUAAAAAUACAGAAAAUAAAGCAAUAUUAAAUGGGAUUCAAAAUAAUAUCAAAACGAAUGGAAUAGCAAAGAAAUGUAGCGAUGCUAACGGAGUUGUUGGUGACAUUUGUAAGGGGAUUCCCAAUUUGGAAGAAAUUCCAUGUGACGUAGAAAAAGUUUGUGGUGACUUUAUUAAAGAUGGUAAGGCCUAUCUAACAAGACGCACAUGUAAAUCUGCUUACGCUCCCAAAUGUGGUUUUGAGCAUAUGACAAAUAAAUGA